AUGGCAAAAACCGUUACUGAAGUAGUCAAGAAACCGAAAAAGCUAGCAACUCAUCCACCAGUUAGCGAAAUGGUUGAGUCUGCAAUUAAAAGCAUGAAAGAACGCAAUGGAUCGUCUCUUUAUGCAAUCAAAAAGUAUAUCGACACCCAAUACAAGUGUGACGUAGUGAAACUAUCCCACUUCAUCAAACAAUCCUUGAAGACGGGUGUUCUGAAAGGAAAUUUGGUGCAGACCAAAGGAAUAGGUGCUUCUGGUUCCUUCAAAAUUAAGAAACAGCCCAAGAAACCAGCCAGCGAAAGGAAACCGUCAGCUGUUGCUGUCGUGAAGAAGUCGAAACUUACUACAGAAGGGAAAACAGCUACCAAAAAACCAGCGAGUGACAAAAUGGUUGUACGAGCUACAAAAUCUAAAGCAGCCCGAACAAUGAAAUCUGUUGACAAGAAGGCGAGGACAAAAGCAUCAGUCACCAAGUCUGCCACAAAGGACGAAACCGCGAAGAAGGCGACCAAACAGAAAUCAACCAAGACAUCAAAAUUCGUUGUGAAUAAACCCAAGACUCCCAAACCAAAGAAGGCGGUUCCGACCAAGAAAACCAUGGCGACGAAGAGCUUGGCCAAAAAAUAA
Molecule: messenger RNA, 624 nt
Organism: Toxorhynchites rutilus septentrionalis
Lineage: Eukaryota; Metazoa; Arthropoda; Insecta; Diptera; Culicidae
Product: histone H1-like
Exons: 1
Coding region: 1-624 (207 amino acids)
Biological process (GO): nucleosome assembly; chromosome condensation; negative regulation of DNA recombination
Cellular component (GO): nucleosome; nucleus
Molecular function (GO): double-stranded DNA binding; structural constituent of chromatin; nucleosomal DNA binding
Source: RefSeq, a predicted model, not a curated record